AUGGAAGCCACAGCCAAACACGAUUUCCAGGCAACAGCAAAUGAUGAGCUGAGCUUUUCUAGGGGGGCCAAACUUAAAGUUCUGAGUAUGGAAGAGGAUAAAAACUGGUACAAAGCCGAAUUAGACGGUCGAGAAGGUUAUGUCCCCAGUAACUACAUCGAAAUGAAACCACACCCGUACGUGUUUCAUUUUUGA
Molecule: messenger RNA, 195 nt
Organism: Helobdella robusta
Lineage: Eukaryota; Metazoa; Annelida; Clitellata; Rhynchobdellida; Glossiphoniidae
Exons: 2
Coding region: 1-195 (64 amino acids)
Molecular function (GO): protein binding
Source: RefSeq, a predicted model, not a curated record